GGAGGCUUUGUCUGGAUACGUGGUGGAGCUUGAGGCGGGCCUAUAGACCCACGCUCAACAGCCUACCCUUCCAGCUCUUUCCAGCCUCAAAAAUGGCUACCUCCACUUCUUCCCAGCUUUUUCCUGUCUUAUUAAUCGCAUUUUUCGUCUCCGUGGUGAACUCCCAGUAUGAGAAAUACAGCUUCAGGAGUUUCCCCAGGCAUGAGCUCAUGCCUCUGGAGUCCGCUUACAAAUACGCACUGGAUCAGUACACCGGGGAGAAGUGGAAGGAGACGGUGGAGUACAUGGAGGUGUCUCUGCGACUCUACCGGCUGCUGCGGGACAGCGAGGCCUUCUGCAACCUUAACUGCAGCUCCGUGAGGCUGGAGGACGAGCAGAGGUUUGCGGAGUUUCCAGAGCUGCAGGCGUUUGGAAACGUUAUGAAGAGAGCGCAGUGCCUGAAGCGCUGCAAACAGGGCUUACCCGCUUUCAGGCAGACCAUGCCCAGCCGGGACACUAUAGAUGAAUUUGAGAGGAGGGAGCCGUACAAAUACCUUCAAUAUGCCUACUUCAAAUCUGACAACCUGGCCAAGGCGGUGUCUGCUGCCCACACCUUCCUCCUGAAACACCCGGAUGAUGAGAUGAUGCAGAGAAACAUGGCCUACUACAAGAGUCUGCCUGGAGCCGAGGAGCACCUGAAAGACCUGGAGACCAAAUCCUACGAGACCUUAUUUAUACGUGCCGUGAGGGCGUACAACGGCGAAAACUUCCGUACCUCGGUGUCAGACAUGGAGCUGGCACUCAGGGACUUCUUCAAGGUCUACGACGAGUGUCUGGCUGCGUCUGAGGGACCGAGGGACGUCAGAGAUUUUAAAGACUUCUACCCCUCGAUAGCUGACCACUACAUGGAAGUGCUGGAGAGGAAGGCCGGGUGUGAGAGCGACCUGACACCUGUUGUCGGCGGUUAUGUUGUUGAGAAGUUUGUGGCCACCAUGUACCACUACUUGCAGUUCGCCUACUACAAGCUGAAUGACUUGAAGAACGCAGUGCCGUGUGCAACCAGCUACUUGCUGUUUGACCCCAAUGACGAAGUCAUGAAGAACAACGUGGAGUAUUACAAGUUCCACAAAAGCAAGUGGGAGCUGAUAGAUGAGGAUUUCCUCCCCAGAUCAGAGGCAGUCCGGUACUACAAUCAGACCACCAUGCAGCUUCAGAUGUUGGAGUUCUCCAAACAGCGUCUGGCCAGCGACGAUGAGGGGGAGGUGGUCGAGUUUAUAGAUGAGUUCCUGGAUGAGGAUGAGUAGAAGAUUCUGCUGAAACACUGAAAAACAACACAAAACACUCCCAA
Molecule: messenger RNA, 1327 nt
Organism: Oreochromis niloticus (Nile tilapia)
Lineage: Eukaryota; Metazoa; Chordata; Actinopteri; Cichliformes; Cichlidae
Gene: crtap
Product: cartilage associated protein
Exons: 7
Coding region: 93-1283 (396 amino acids)
Biological process (GO): collagen fibril organization; peptidyl-proline hydroxylation to 3-hydroxy-L-proline
Cellular component (GO): endoplasmic reticulum
Molecular function (GO): collagen binding; protein binding
Source: RefSeq, a predicted model, not a curated record